Messenger RNA from Arabidopsis arenosa, 1181 nucleotides. Lineage: Eukaryota; Viridiplantae; Streptophyta; Magnoliopsida; Brassicales; Brassicaceae. The record is from the annotation of a GenBank genome assembly.
AUUUUUGUUUGAAACAAUGGAAAAUUUAUCUUUCUUUGCUUGAAUAAGAUAAUCUCUGGAAACCCCAAUCAUGAUGCUGGAGGAUUACACAGCGAAAUCGAAGCUCAGUGAGAGUUCAACGUCAACAGUUUGGUUAGCGAAGCACAAGUUAACCGGAGAAGAAGCUGUGAUGAAGUGUUUCAAUCUCUCGAAGCUCAAUCGCAAUCUCCGAACCUGUUUAAACAACGAACUCGAGUUUCUAUCUUCCGUUGAUCAUCCCAAUAUCAUUCGUCUCCUCCAUGUUUUUCAAGAUGAGGAUUUUCUCGUUAUGGUUUUGGAAUAUUGUGAUGGAGGAACUUUAUCAUCGUAUAUUCAACGUUAUGGUAGAGUUCAAGAAGAUAUUGCCAAGAGAUUUAUGAAGCAAAUUGGAGCUGGUUUGGAAAUUAUUCAUGAUAAUCACAUCAUCCAUAGAGACUUGAAACCUGAGAAUAUUUUACUUGUUGGAUCUGGUGAUGAUUUGGUGUUGAAGAUUGCUGAUUUUAGUCUGGCAAGAAAACUACUUCCGGGAAAGUAUCUCGAGACGGUGUGUGGUUCUCCUUUUUACAUGGCUCCUGAAGUUCUUCAGUUUCAGAGAUACAAUGAAAAGGCUGAUAUGUGGAGUGUAGGAGCAAUCCUUUUCGAGCUACUUCACGGGUAUCCACCAUUCCGUGGUAAUAACAAUGUUCAGGUUCUAAGGAACAUCAAAUCUAGUACAUCUCUUCCCUUCUCUCGGCUGAUUCUUCAACAGAUGCAUCCUGAUUGCAUCGACGUCUGUUCAAGAUUGCUUUCUAUUAACCCAGUUACUCGUCUCUCUUUCGAUGAUUUCUACAACCACAAGUUCUUGAGGCUAUGAUUGCUUUGUCCUUGAGGUACCUGUUUUGGACCUUUUGGUCUUAUGCUGGUGUAUUGUUGCUUCUGUCCUGUCACAUUGAUUUGCUUGUUUGUUAGACAUUGCCUAAGCUAAAAGGCCAAUUGCCUGUUGUCACAAGUCUAACCAUUUGAGUGUAGAAGAUAUAGUUUACACCAUGGCUUCUCAGAAUUUUGAUUUUGUUCUAUUGGUCACUUCUUUCUUGCAGUAAUUGUUCUGUUUCUAUUUGGUUUCAACUGUUCCUUUUCUCUGUUUCUAGUCCAGUAUUAGAAUCUUAUAAAAAGAUAAAACCUCA